AUGCUUCCCACCUCUCCCGGCUGGAGAACAACCUCACCACUAGAGCAUCUCAUUGCUCGAGCCUGCGAUGUGACUCUGCCGGAGCCAAAUUAUGCUGUCAAUCUGGAAGUGGCAGACUAUAUCAACAAGAAAAAGGCCAAUACACCACGAGAAGCAGCUACACUGAUUGCUCAUCUUGCCAACAACCGAAACCCACAUAUUGCCAUGCUUGCCCUCACCCUCUUAGACACACUAGUUCAGUCUUGUGGAUACCCUUUCCAUCUCCAGAUAUCUACCAAAGAAUUUCUCAACGAGCUCGUGCGACGAUUUCCCGAAAGACCCCCGCCCUUUCCCAAUGCAAUCAUGUCGCGUAUACUUGAGCUGAUCAACGGGUGGAAAGAAGGUAUUUGCGUCGAAUCAAGAUGGAAAGACGAUCUAGGAAAUAUUAGGGACAUGCACCGUCUCCUCAACUUCAAAGGGUACCGUUUCCGCGAUCUACCGCGUCGCCAUCAGCGGGAGAACCUUGAAUCGGCAUCGAAUAUCAAAUCAGCAGAAGAGCUGGAGAACGAAGAUCGUGAAGCACAAUCGGCUAAACUCCAAGAGCUCAUCCGUCGAGGCACUCCGCGCGAUCUUGCUGCAGCUCAGGAGCUUAUGAAAUCUCUUGCCGGUGCCAAUCUAGACGCAAAACCGGACUAUCGUGGCCAGGCUCUGACUGAACUUAACAAACUCGAGAGCAAAGUCAUCCUGCUUAAUGAGAUGCUUGACAAUGUGGAUGUCCAGAGAGGAGAAAAGUUUGUAGCCGGCGACGCGUAUGAUCAAGUAGCCACAAUUCUCAGUGGUGCCAGGCCCAAGCUGCAGAAGUGGAUAUCGGAUGCUGAGUCGCAUGAUUCUGAGGCUCUAGAUACUUUCCUCCAAAUCAACGACCAAAUAAACAGCGUCCUAAAUCGAUAUGAGGCAUUCCAGAAGGGCGACUACGCAACCGCAACAAAUCCAGUACCUGCGGAACUUUCUAAUGGUGGGGCAGCCGGCGGAUUGUCCUUAAUCGAUUUCGACGACGCGUCGGCAACUACACAGCCCUCCAAUGCCAGCCCUUCUGCCAACGAACUGGAGGGUUUGUUUGCUUCGUCGUCCGCUUCAGUGCCCCAGCCACAAAACCACGGGGUGCCUGCGGGGAUUGGCAUGAGUGGAAUAAGCAUGGGAAUGCCCAUGACAUAUGCUCCUUCUCCUAUCAUGGGUGGUAUGAACGUACCGAUUAACCCCAUUUUUGGAGGUAGUUCAACAUCCCCUCCUGCGAUCAUGCUUCCCUCCACUCCCGCCAAUUCAGGCUCUCCAAGGAUUACCUCCCCGUCGAUGACACCCUUGACUACUGUUGGAAGCGGCGGAAGAACAGGGUCUCCUGCUAUGGGUCAAUGGGGGACGGGGGCAGGUUUCGGGAACAUGAUCCAGACUCAGGUUCACGCUCAAAUACCUCAGCAACCAGCGUUUUACUCUACCCCGCAGCAACCGACACGACCACAACCACAACAGCAACAGAGGACUCAGCCCACACCAGCGGCACAGGCAUCAGGAAAGGACCCAUUUGCAGACCUUGCAGGAUUGUUCUAG
Marasmius oreades (fairy-ring Marasmius) is the source of this 1584-nucleotide messenger RNA. RefSeq lists its product as uncharacterized. Gene Ontology annotation, cellular component: trans-Golgi network. The record is from RefSeq and is a predicted model, not a curated record. Gene Ontology annotation, molecular function: ubiquitin binding; phosphatidylinositol binding. Gene Ontology annotation, biological process: protein transport to vacuole involved in ubiquitin-dependent protein catabolic process via the multivesicular body sorting pathway; Golgi to vacuole transport; Golgi to endosome transport. The transcript is spliced from 4 exons. The coding region runs from base 1 to 1584 and encodes 527 amino acids. Lineage: Eukaryota; Fungi; Basidiomycota; Agaricomycetes; Agaricales; Marasmiaceae.